AUGAGGGACAAACUGGAUGCCGAGAUACGCGACAAGAUCCAUGCAUUUUGUUCAACGGAGAAAGGUGUCAUGAAUGAGCUGGAUGAAUUUUCGACCCUUUGCGACAUGCAAUACUUCCAAGACGUCAUGGAUGCGGCGGCGCAGGCCAUCAAGGAGAUGAUUACGAAAGAGGGCGAGGAUAGAUCUUUUGAACCUGAAUUUUUGUCACGAAAACCUCACUUUAAGGAGGCUCUCAGCCGCAUCACAUGCCUCAUUCAGACGGCUUACAACAGCAGCCUUAUCAUGUGCCCUACUCAUACUUUUCAGCUCAUGGAUUAG
This is a messenger RNA of Colletotrichum spaethianum, 318 nucleotides long. RefSeq lists its product as uncharacterized. Lineage: Eukaryota; Fungi; Ascomycota; Sordariomycetes; Glomerellales; Glomerellaceae. Bases 1 to 318 code for a protein of 105 amino acids. The record is from RefSeq and is a predicted model, not a curated record. The transcript is spliced from 2 exons.